UCCCCCACCCCACUAUAUCUUAGAAACGCUUCUUUUAUAAGCAUAGGCUAAGGUAGAACUUGUUUUAAAAUGACGGAGUGUCCUACUGUAACAACCGCAUAUGGAAAGGUACGGGGAAAAGUACUGAAAAGUCUUGGGGUCAGUGGUUCAAAGGAAGUUUAUAAAUUCGCAGGUGUUCCUUUUGCUAAACCACCUGUUGGGGCAUUGAGAUUUGAACCUCCACAAAAACCCGAUUCUUGGGAUGGUGUGAAAGAAACUACAAAAAGUGGUCCAAUACCAAUGCAAGAUGCAAGGGCGAAUGCAAAGCUUCUACCGUAUUUAAUGGCGCACGUGGAUGCGUUGGAAACUGGGUUUGAAAGGAGUGAAGAUUGUCUUUAUUUGGAUGUCUAUACUCCUUCGACAUCAGACUCUUCUUCUUUACCGGUGAUGGUUUGGAUAUAUGGCGGUGGGCUGCAGAACGGGUUUGGGAAUAUUUACCACGCGCAUUGCUUAUGUGCAUUAUACGAUGUCGUGGUUGUUGUUCCAACAUACCGUGUGAAUAUUUGUGGGUUUUUGACGCUGGGUGCUGAUACUAAAUGGCCGGGAAACAUCGGGAUGCUGGAUCAAGUAGCGGCACUUAAGUGGACACGCGACAACGUGAAAGGUUUCGGUGGCGACCCCUCGAACGUCACAAUAUUUGGAGAAAGUGCCGGGGCUUUUUCCGUCGGUCUACAUGUUGUAUCUCCAAUGUCAAAGGGUCUCUUUCAUCGCGCCAUCUCGCACAGUGGAACUGCUCACUUUCCAGUGCUGCUAUCACGUAGUUCAAAAGAUGCGCUUCAAUCGUUGUUGGAAUUCUUAAACAUAAAAGAAACUAAACCUGAGGUAAUCGUUGAGAAGCUGAAGCAAGUUCCGAUGCAACAACUGCUUGAAGCGCAGUGGAAAAUACAAACAGAGAAGGGACUCUUUCAUAUAUUUUACUCGUGUGUGGAUAAUAAGUUCAUUACGGAUGAUCCGCUGAACAUAUGGAAGGCUAAGGGCACCGCACCAGUUCCUUAUAUGGUAGGAUGCAACAAUUCUGAAGGUGAUGGGAUAUUAGUCGCGAUUGUAACUGAUAACGAUGCAACCGAAGAAAAAACGCUUCAAUUUAUUCAAGACAGUCUGCAAGCUAUGGAAACCCCGGCAAAUAAGAUGGAAGAAGCCGUGUCUAUAGUUUUACAAAAAUAUGCCACCGGUUUGGACAACGAUAAGGAAAAAUGGAUGAAAAUGUAUGGCGCACUCAUGAGGGACUUGUGGUUCAUUGUGCCUAGUAUAAUGCAAUGUAACGCACAUGCUGCGGCAGGGCGCAAAACAUUCCUUUAUUACAUGACACAACAACCACGGCAUAACCAUACCAACCAAUAUGGAGCAGAAAUUAAAAACAAGCCGGAUCAUUGUGAGUGUGACCAUGCUGAUGACAUCCUCUACACAUUUGGGUUGCCCCUCUUCUCUAAGGAUCAGUUCAAACCGGAAGUCGAGUUCAGUGAGGAAGAUAAGACGUUUUCCCUCCACUGGAUGGCGUAUAUAACAAACUUCGCGAAAUAUGGAGACCCAAAUAAAGGCCACGACGUUCCUGUCAAUUGGCCGACAUACGACGAGGCGAACGGGUAUUUUCUCGAAGCCUCUAACGAGAUCAGGGCGCGAAAAAACUUAAAACCAGACACGUUUGAGUUUUGGACCAAAAUCAUUCCCGCUUUUAUAAAGAAAUAAUGACAAAAAGUUUGUGUUUUAAAAAAACAUCUAAUAACAUACGUUUUUAAUUUUGUUUUUUUCAGAGUUAAAUACAAUUACCACAUUGUGUUAAUAGUUGCAAUCAUGUUAAUAAUACAUUGUUUAUUAUUAUUAAACAAACGUGUACGCAUAUCAUAUUAAAAUACUAUAAUUGACAGUA
Molecule: messenger RNA, 1906 nt
Organism: Ciona intestinalis (vase tunicate)
Lineage: Eukaryota; Metazoa; Chordata; Ascidiacea; Phlebobranchia; Cionidae
Product: liver carboxylesterase 1F
Source: RefSeq, a predicted model, not a curated record